Messenger RNA from Lathyrus sativus (Indian pea), 216 nucleotides. NCBI's taxonomy places the organism in Eukaryota, Viridiplantae, Streptophyta, Magnoliopsida, Fabales, Fabaceae. The record is from the annotation of a GenBank genome assembly.
AUGCUUUUUCGGCUCAAACUCUGCGAACUCCUUCUAGCGUCUUAUGGGGCGUCUUAUGCCGUUAGGUUCUUGCAGAUUUUGACAGAUGGUAACUGUAACAGUUUGACAGUGUGUGCUCCUUCCUGUUCUGCGCAUGAUCUUGGUCAGGGGAAUGCAUACGGCGCUGCACUUUGUGACAUAUGUCUCCAUCCUCCGAAACACGAGGACCACUUUUAA